UGACGCUCUCUUGUCCCCAGUCUCUCGUUUUUGUCUUCUCUUUCGUGCUUCGCCCUCCGGCUUCUUCGCCGCUGCGGACCACAUCAUGGCCAACAUGUUGCUGGCUCUCGGGCGGCCGCAACGUCAAGGCGCCACCCGUAGUCUCACCACCACCCUGGCCGUGUCUCUCGUUUGGCUCCUUGCCCUCGCCCGCCUCGCCGACGCCUCACAAUGGACCGUCACCGCUUACUACGCCAUAUCCAUCACGACAUACAGCUACACGUACAGCAACUACCAGUACACGACGACCCGCGUGUAUACCGACAGCAACCUGCUAUCCCUCAGGCCGAGCGCGUCGACGCUCCCAGCCUCGGCGGCCGUUUCGUCCAUCACGCUGGGCAGCGGCGACGAGGACGUCGAGACGGUUCGCAUCUACCUGCCAAUGUCCGUCGUGCCGUCGUCGGACAUUAGCGUCUACCGCGGCGUCGACCGCUCGUCGAGAUACGAGUACACGUAUUACGUGCAGCCCGUGGCGUACACGGCCCCCGCGUCGUGUCCCACGCCCUUCACCGUCACGUCCUCGCGCAGCGUCUCCCUGCCCAGCGCCGUCGCCGCCCAGGUGACGCCGACGUCCACCAGCAGCACCGUCCGCGACUAUGGCGACGGCACGCUCUACACGACGGUCAUGGCCUACAUUGACAAGACGUACUGGCCGACGGGGUCCUCGCUCUCGAGAGACUAUACCUACAGCUACUACGUUUCGAGAUGCGUGAACCCGCAGUCUUCGUCGACCCCGCGGACGACUUCGCGAUACCUGGGAGGGGGCAACGACAGCGGGCCCGGCAAUCGCGACGGCGACGUCAACAGCGGCAGCGCCCUAUGCGGCGACGAUGGGUCCGGCUGUGUCGGCGGUGUCCCCAUCUGGGGCAUCGUCCUCGCGGCGGUCCUUCCCUCCGUCUUCCUCCUCGGCUUCGUCGAGUCCUUCCUGUGGUUCCGCAGGCUCAUGCUCGGUAAGAGCGCCAUGCGCUUCGCCACCAUUUCGUGGAUCCUCCUGUGCCCGCCCAUCAUCUUUCUCAUGCGGCGCGUCCCGCCGCGCCUGGUAGAGGAUCAGGAACGCCUGCGGGAGCAGUGGGCCGGCAUGGGGGCCGGGCACAAGAUCCGUCUGUGGGCGAAGCUGGGGCUGCGGCACCGCUAUCCCUUUGAGGUGCUCGGCGAGCACGACAACUGGAAGCCCGACGGGUACCUGGACGAGAGCAGCUUGUCGACGACGACAACGCCGGCUAUGAGCGCGGCGUAUUCGACGCAGCCCAUGGUGCAGCGUCCGCAAGAGUCGCUGCAGCCGCAGGUGGCGAGCCGGGGCUCAAGUAUUCGACACCAGCAGCAGCACCAGCGGAGAUCUCAGUCGCAGCGGCUGUCGACGGGCAUGCCAACGAUUCCCGAGCAGCCCCGCGUCCCGCCGCAAGCACGGCUUGCCGGAGAGGGUUCGCCCCCGUCCGCCGUGUCGAGCGUAUCCGACGCGGCCCCUGUUUCUGAACCGACACCGCCCCCGAUGCCACCCCGGAGACCCGACGGUCACUCAGAGGCCGGGCCGUCCAAUUCGAGACCAGAUGGAGGCUCGCAGGCGUGAAGGUGUGGUGAUGGAAGAUGACGGCCAUUGGAGGAUCCUCGGGAGUUGAUUUGAACGUUGGUCCGAUACCCAGCCAGGCAUGCUCAGCGAAUUGCAAUGAUUCUUCAUGUGUUCUCUUUAGACCCAUAGCCCGCAUUAAUGUCAAUACCUAAUAUGCUCGAUAC
Molecule: messenger RNA, 1770 nt
Organism: Purpureocillium takamizusanense
Lineage: Eukaryota; Fungi; Ascomycota; Sordariomycetes; Hypocreales; Ophiocordycipitaceae
Exons: 1
Coding region: 86-1606 (506 amino acids)
Source: RefSeq, a predicted model, not a curated record